Messenger RNA from Penicillium macrosclerotiorum, 1668 nucleotides. RefSeq lists its product as uncharacterized. The record is from RefSeq and is a predicted model, not a curated record. The transcript has a single exon. Lineage: Eukaryota; Fungi; Ascomycota; Eurotiomycetes; Eurotiales; Aspergillaceae. Bases 1 to 1668 code for a protein of 555 amino acids.
AUGCUUCGUUCAAUGGCCACAUCUUACUCCUUACGAACAUACACACUCACUCUCCGUCUUGCUGUCUCCUCACUAUUGUUCUCACUUAUGUUUCAACGACAAAACCGAGGGGCAGGCGACGCCCGGCCGGCUCAGCCAUUCAAGCGCAGAUUUGCCUCCCAAUCACCUUCGUGCGACAAUCCUGAUUCGGAAUCCGUGUAUAGUGACGAAAGAGAGAUUUUCAAUGCGAUCGUUGUACCCUCCGCGAGCAGAGACUCUCGCGGAUAUGAGACAGCCUACCAGAUGGGUCCUAUCAUGGAAGAGGGCCUCGCUGCAAACAUUGCUAUGUUCAUUCCUACUAAAUCCGCCGACGGCAGCCCUUCGCCAACGACACAUCGACGAGGAAAGAGAGAAGGUCGAAAAUUAGACACGGUCUGGUGGCGGAGCCAUAUUCUGUCUGACCAGUCGUCGGACCGCCCACGGCAGGUGUCAUCAAGUCCUCUGAAUGAGACUGCAUAUACAGCAGAUACUUCGCAGCCGCAACAUCGCAAGGCUACUUCACUUGAUGCCCUUGAUGGUAACAGCUCUCCAUUAACCUGGCCGGGAAAGCCGGGGCCAGCAGUGCUACCUAAUCAGCCCCGAUAUCCACCACCAGAAAGGAUGCCCACGCCUCCAGGGCUUCCCUCAUUCAACACCCCAGAGGCUGUAUACUGUUCAGCUCAAUUCCUUUCCGGGCGGAGCCCUGGACAGCCCUCAUCAACGCGCUUCUAUCAGCGGCACGCUGCUGCUAACGGCGAGCGGCCCACCUCAUAUGGUGACACUUUCCGGCGAUUCCUUGGAUUAUCGUCAUCGCCUGAUCCCCGAGUCUCCACAGUUGGUAUUGGACGAGCUGAUGAUGGGACUAUAGUUCAGGGCCGGUUCCCAUAUCGGCAAAGUGGACACAAUAUGAACCCAGCUCGGCAGCUACAGGAUCAUCCAUUCCAUGGCAGCAACCUUCCAACUGCAGACACCGUACCUGAGGAUGUUUCUGAAGCCGCAAGCUCCAAAGACAGCGGCUUUCAGCUGCGACGCCGCGCUCGAAAUUAUGUCCCUCCGAGUAUCGGACGGCUCUGGCCCUUUCCAGACGGACAUCUAUCGUCGACGCCGAACGAGGCUCCCCCAACCCGUCCACGCGCCCCAGCUAGGGCCUGUUCUUUCUUGGGCAUGCCGCGAAGCUCAACUCGUCAAGGAGAGUUCACCGGCGGUAGUAAUUCGAGACCAGAGCAACUUUCCAGUCACGUCACGAGCACAAGAGGAAACCACGAGCCCUCCCAUCAUUCACAACUUCAAGCCGUCCAAGCCAUUGAUGACGAGUCCGUCGAUGACCUCCCAAGCCAAGGCAUUCACUCACUCUCCGACAUACUUGCUUGGUUGCCCGUGCAGAUGUAUGUCUGCUGUCUCACAAGCUCUUGCCCUUUCCAUUCUAUUUCCGAGGACCCAGAUUCCCUGGAAGCAGUCACCUCUAGAGACACGUAUAUCACGGCCCCCAGCCGGCCUUUGAGUUCAGACUCUCAGACAGCAUCUAGCUGGACAGAUCCCAGUCAUUCUGGGCAAUCCCAACUCUCGUCAUGGCUGGACGCCAUUCUCAGUCGGAUCUCAUCGUAUACCUCCUCCCAAUGGUCCAGUUCCGUCAGCCAGCAGAAUACAUGA